This is a messenger RNA of Osmerus eperlanus (European smelt), 5983 nucleotides long. RefSeq names its product TBC1 domain family member 9B. The coding region runs from base 196 to 3870 and encodes 1224 amino acids. The transcript is spliced from 22 exons. NCBI's taxonomy places the organism in Eukaryota, Metazoa, Chordata, Actinopteri, Osmeriformes, Osmeridae. Gene Ontology annotation, molecular function: calcium ion binding. The record is from RefSeq and is a predicted model, not a curated record.
ACACAGCUGCUGAAACCACGGACGGACCGAUGGCCCGCGGACAUGAACUGUAACCCGCGGCAGUGCCCUGGUCUGCAGAACGGGCAUCUGGAAACUACCUUCUAAGAUAGCCUAGCUUUUGAUACUCUAAACAACAAUCUUGUUCGUCGCUUUGCUAGUCGGUGUCUGGGAGAAGGUUUUUCAACGCCUCCCAAAAUGUGGAUAUCUCCGGAGGAGGUGUUGCUUGCCAACGCUCUCUGGGUGAGCGAAAGAGCAAACCCGUUUUUUAUUCUCCAGCGGCGAAAGGGCCAUGGAAAAGGCGGUGGCAUCACAGGCUUGUUGGUGGGCACCCUGGACGUGGUCCUGGACUCCAGCGCCAGGGUGGCUCCCUACAGGAUCCUUCACCAGACUGGGGAGUCUCAGCUGUUCUGGAGCAUUGCUUGCGGCUCUUCUAGGAAAGAGAUAACUGAACACUGGGAGUGGCUGGAGGCUAAUCUGCUCCAGACUCUCUCCAUCUUCGACAACGAUGAGGACAUCACCACGUUUGUCAAGGGGAAGAUCCAGGGCAUCAUCGCUGAGGAAAACAAGAGCAAGCUGGCCCAGGAGGAUGAGGACUCUGGGAAGUUCCGCGAGGCUGAGGUGAAGAUGCGGAGGCUGUUUGGGAUGCCGGACGAGGAGAAGCUGGUGAACUACUACUCCUGCAGCUACUGGAAGGGCCGUGUGCCGCGCCAGGGCUGGGCUUACCUCAGCGUCAACCACCUCUGCUUCUACUCCUUCCUGCUGGGGAAAGAAGUGACCCUGGUGGUCCAGUGGACCGACGUGACCCAGCUGGAGAAGAACGCCACGCUGCUGUUCCCGGAGAGCGUGCGUGUGAGCACGCGCACCACAGAGCACUACUUCUCCAUGUUCCUCAACAUCAACGACACCUUCAAGCUCAUGGAGCAGCUGGCCAACAUCGCUAUGCGGCAGCUCCUCGACAACGAGGGCUUCGCCGCUGACCGCUCGCUGCCCAAACCCUGCAAGACACUGAAGAACGUGUCAGCGCUCAAGAGGGACCUGGACGCCAGGGCUAAGAACGAGAGGUACCGGGCUCUGUUCCGGCUCACCCCAGAGGAGCGUCUGGACGGCCACACAGACUGCACCCUGUGGACCCCCUUCGCUAAGAUGCACAUCGUGGGCCAGCUGUUCGUCUCCAACAACUACAUCUGCUUCACCAGCCGAGAGGAAGACCUCUGUCAGCUCAUCAUCCCGCUACGAGAGGUGUCCAUAGUGGAGAAGGCUGACAGCAGCAGUGUGCUGCCAUGUCCUGUCUCCAUCAGCACAAAGAGCAAGAUGACCUUCCUGUUCGCUAACCUCAGAGACCGGGACUUCCUGGUCCAGCGCAUCUCCGACUUCCUGCAGCGCACCCCCGACAACCUCUGGAGCGAUGCCAGGGAUCUGACUGGUCACUCGUGGUCCCCCAGCCCCGGCACCUCGCUCCCCUCCAGUCCCCCCUCGUCUGGGGCGGGGGGGCUCCAGGGGCGACACUACUCCUCCAGCCUGCCCACGGCCUCCCAAGGCCUCCUGCGCAUCUACCAGAAAGACGCUCCUGAAGACCUGGGGCCCAAAGCUACCAAGGAGAAGAUGAAGGAGGAGUCAUGGAACAUCCACUUCUUUGAGUUUGGCCGUGGCGUGUGCAUGUACCGUACGUCCAAGACCAGAGAGCUGGUGCUCAACGGCAUCCCAGAGACCCUGCGAGGAGAGCUGUGGCUGCUGUUCUCAGGAGCCCAGAAUGAGAUGGCCACCCACCCAGGUUACUAUGGUGAGCUGGUGGAGCAGGCGAUGGGUCUGUGCACCCUGGCCACGGAGGAGAUCGAGAGGGACCUUCACCGCUCCAUGCCGGAGCACCACGCCUUCCAGAACGAGACGGGAAUCGCUGCGCUGCGCCGCGUCCUCACCGCCUACGCCUGCCGCAACCCCGGCAUCGGCUACUGCCAGGCCAUGAACAUCGUGACCUCGGUGCUGCUGCUCUACUGUACGGAGGAGGAGGCCUUCUGGCUGCUGGUGGCUCUGUGUGAGAGGAUGCUGCCUGACUACUACAACACCAGGGUCGUAGGGGCGCUGGUGGACCAGGGUGUGUUUGAGGAGCUGACUAGGGAGUGUCUCCCCCUGCUGUACGAGCACAUGCAGGACCUGGGUGUGAUCUCCACCAUCUCCCUGUCCUGGUUCCUCACCCUCUUCCUGUCCGUCAUGCCCUUCGACAGCGCCGCCGUGGUGGUGGACUGCUUCUUCUACGAGGGCAUCAAGGUGAUCUUCCAGGUGUCCCUGGCCGUGCUGCACGCCAACAUGGACCACCUGCUGAGCUGCUCUGACGAGGGCGAGGCCAUGACCGUGCUGGGCAGGUACCUGGAUAACGUGGUGAACAAACAGACUGUGUCUCCCCCCAUCCCUCACCACCACGCCCUGCUGACCAGCGGGGACCAGCCCCCCCCGGAGAUCGACGUGUUUGAGCUCGUCAAGGCCUCCUACGAGAAGUUCGGUAGCCUGCGUGCUGAUGUGAUCGAGCAGAUGAGGUUCAAGCAGAGGCUGAAGGUCAUCCACUCUCUGGAGGACACAGCCAAGAGGAGUGUGGUGAGGGCCAUCAUGACAGAGUCAGCCUUCAGCAUCGAGGAGCUGGAGGAUCUCUACGUACUCUUCAAGGCCAAGCACAUCACCAGCUGCUACUGGGGCGGCAGCAGUGAGGCGACAGACCGCCACGACCCCAGCCUGCCCUACCUGGAGCAGUACCGCAUCGACCUGGGCCAGUUCUCCCAGCUGUUCGGCUCGCUGGCCACAUGGCCGUGUGGCGUCCACUCCCCCACCCUUGCCGCACGCCUCUUCCGCCUGCUCGACCACAACAAGGAUGGCCUCAUCAACUUCAAGGAGUUUGUCACCGGCCUCAGUGGCAUGUACCAUGGAGACAUGACAGAGAAGCUCAAGCUACUGUACAAGCUGCACCUGCCCCCAGCGUUGUGUCCAGAGGAGGCGGAGUCUGCCCUGGAAGCCACACAGUUCUUCACUGAUGACACACAGGAACCUCUCUUCCUGUCUGAUGUGGACUUCCUGCCGCAGGAAGUGACCUCAGGGGAGGAUGUGAAGGAAGGGGGAGAUGCGAAGGGGGAGGCAGACGAGAAGAAAGAGGACAAGGUGAAGGACUACAAGUAUUACCUGAGGAUGUGGGCCAAGGAGAAGGAGCCCAAGAAGGAGACUAUUAAAGAUCUACCCAGGAUGAACCAGGAGCAGUUCAUAGAGCUGUGUAAGACUCUCUACAACAUGUUCAGUGAAGACCCUCUGGAGCAGGAGCUUUACCACGCCAUCGCCACCGUCGCCAGCCUGCUGCUGCGCAUCGGAGAGGUGGGCAAGAAGUUCACCAACAAUGGUGCCAAGAAGCUCGACGCCGCCAGCGCCCUGGCGGUCAUCCCUCCAGGCCCCCCGGCCGCUGACCCGCUCCAGCCCGCCCAUGAGGACUCCAACGGGGAGGGGGGAUCAGGACAGUCCCAGGUCUGCAGGGCCCUGGCGGAGGCCCAGCUGGAGACUCCUCCGCAGCAGACGUCGGAUGAGGACGUGAAGGAUGACACCUCGGUGUCGUCCUACUCCAUGGUGAGCGGCGGCUCGCUGCAGUGCGAGGACAUCGCCGACGACACCGUCCUGAUUGGCUGCGGGGACCAGCGGCGGGGAAGCUCGCUGGAUGGCGAUUGGUCCAUCACCUUCGAGCAGGUGCUGGCCUCCAUGCUGACCGAGCCACCGCUCGUCAACUACUUUGAGAAGAAAGGGGACAUCAGAGCCAACAUGGCGUCCUGUAGGGCUCAGAGGGGCGUGGAGAGGCAGAUGAGCUCCUCCAGCGACCACGAGCUGGCUCAUCACUCUGUCUGAGGAGCACAGAAGGUUCUGGAAACAUUGUCGCCCUCCAUCCCCCCACGGACCCCCUGACUGUCAUCGGGCACUCUGUCUCUUGUUGCUUCUGGGGCUUUCAUCUCUCACGUCAUCGCGAGCUCUGGGCCUGGAUCUCCCCUUGCUGUCCUUUUAUUUUUCAAAACCAGAUGUAUCUAUCUAUAGGACCUAUAUUACUACUCUGAAUCCACAUAGGAACAAGUGUCAGAUUAUUUUUCCAAAAAGCCACUCUUGGUUAUUAUUAUAAUACUAUACAGGCUUUGUUUUGGUUAGGACUUCAACUACGAGGUUUGUGCAGGAUAUCAGGAUGAAAGGAAGGUCACCCCAAAAUACAAAAAUAUAUACUUUUAUGUAAAUGUACUUUUGAUUUUGGGGUAAACUGUCCCUUUUAAAAUGUCUAUUUUCAGGGUGCCCUUUCAAUUACUUCUCAAGCUUCAUUCGAACCACAAUCUAAACUGUGGAAGAUGGCCUUUACUGUGAGUCAAACCUUUGAGGGGAAAAUUCACGACAGUCUCAAACUAAAGAAGAAAACGGAAGACUUGCCUUAAAAAAAAGAAUUACGUUACCUUGGAUGUUAGAUUUAGAUUGAAAAUGUCUGUUUGGUUUUCUGAGGGACAAAGCCAAGGGUUAUCUGGCCAGUACUUUUAAUAUCACAUUUAAGCAGUUGGUUAUCAAAACUACCUCUUAGUGUGUAUGUAGGCCUGCUGUUGUUCUAGUACAGUAACACUGGUGUGGUUUAGGAGACAGUCUCAUCAACCUACCGUUACGCUCACUAAAACUGCCACCCUUAGCUAAACACCACUAUUCUCUCUUCGCCCAGAUCUAGGUGGAUUAUUUCAAGUUUAUGAAAUAAUAUUUCAAAGUUAAAGAGAGAGAGAGGCGUUAUGUUUAACAACUUACAGUGUUUUAAAUGUCUCAUUUUACCCAUCAUCCUUUAUACAGAUAUUAUGUUUGUCAGUUACGCCCUUGCUGGCGUUUGUGUACAUAUUAUAGUUUCUAAAACAUUUUGGUGUCUAACACCGAUAUGUGGAGUCAUUUAAAAGCGUUUUGUAUUCUGCAUACACGUCAUGAGCUUUACAGUGCCGCUUGAUAUCAUAGUCCUGAUGCCGUUGGUGAAGAACUAAAUAUGGUAGCCUGAAACUGACGUUGAAUGAUUGCGUGAGGUCCUUGGGUAAACAGUGUUACUGUCUUGUACAUUUACAACCUUGUUUUAUCAAAAGAGUACUUUAGAUCACCACAUGCGACCAUACACAUCAGCUUUGAGCAUGUUAUUUUGCACAGGCACUAGAAUAUAACGCCUAGCCUUGCCCCCUCCCCAACAGUUGUAUUAUUUCUAGCCUAGGCAUCCCCAACUGCCAGUUGAACAUUGGCAGGUUAGGGCUAUUAGUUAAGAACAGUGGUUAAGAAUUGCCGAAUUGAAUGAUCUGGACUUGUUUACAGACCGGGCCAUGCACAGCUAACCAUCUAGGCAGGUCCGAGAUCGUUGUAAAUGUGCUGGCGCUCCCCAGUAUUGACCUCAGAUACUCAAUUGCGUUAAUUAGCCAGGGCUUCAACUGUAAUACAAUAGGAUGGAUUACACAGCCGCGCAUUAUAUGGAAACGUCGAUGUUUGCCCAAGAAAUAAGAUGGAACCAUAGAAGAAUACCAUACCAAGUAUAUUAGCAGUUUUUAAGAAUAGUUUUAUACCCAAGUAAAAUUUGGCAUGGUGUUAUUUUUUGUUACAACACCAAAGUCCCAGGUCAUUAAUCGUUUAUUAAUCGUUUGCUUAACAAAACGGGCACGGAGCGAUCACAUUUUCCGCAUUGCACCUGGCUAUAUUUAUGAUAGGCCUAUGUAAUGACAACGCUAAUGAACCUGACUAAUGUAUUUGUUUAUUUAGCUCUACUUGCUAAAUGUGAACAGGAGAUUGGACUGAUUAUGCACAUAAGGGUUCUUGUUAAGUUCCUGGAUAUGGGGCAGUCUUUAAAUCCUAAUUGCUUAACGUCUUUGCUUACUGUAUCAACCUAACACUUUAUUUAUUCACCCGUUUUCUUUUUUAAUUGUCGUUGAUCUGUACUGUACUAUACUGUGUAAUAAAUAUACAAAUAUUGAAUGAA